AUGUAUGCAAGCCAAAUCGCUAACAGAGACGUGAUUCUCCUGUAUGGGGACUCGGAUCAAGAGCACGAGGCUGCAGUCUUUCUUACGGGCACUGCUGACCAGUCCAACACAAGCUUGGUAAAGUACACUCGGGGAAGCAGCAGCGACACCAUUAUCACCAUUCUCCCUGGCGUUACUAGUAUCGAAACUAUCUGGGAUUCAGAGAACCAGCUUAUCCUCUUCGCGGACACUCACACUGCCGGCUCGUUCUGGGCACCAACUAUCGCCUCGAAUGAUACUAGUAACGACUUCGCCAACUACUGGCAAUUUGGAACGAACACAUCGGUGCUUGUCGCGGGUCCUUACCUUGUCCGCAAUGCAACAAUAUCUGAUAUCACGCUUGCACUUCGCGGUGACCUCAAUCAAAGCAUAACCCUUUCCGUAGUAGCUCCUCCGCAAGUGACCGCCAUUACCUGGAACGGGGAGGCGAUCAUAAACGAUGCGCCCGCGUCGAAAAUGUUGACAAGCAGUGGUGGCUUUGUCGGUCACCUCACGUUUACUGACCCCAACUUUACUGCCCCAGUUUUGACCAACUGGAAGUACGCGAACUGCCUGCCGGAGAUACAAAGCAACUUCUCGGAUGCCAGCUGGACGCUUGUGAACCAUACUUCCACGAACAUCCCAGUUGCUCCCUUGUAUGGUGAUGGAAGGACCUGGUAUGGAUGCGACUAUGACUUCUCGUCUUAUGGUACGAACCUGGUUGAGGAAGUGGAUGCACCAUUCUACUUCCCGAGCGGAUCCUUGAACUACGAUCCAAGAUACAACAAUGUCAUCACGGUUGUGCAGGAUAACAUGGGUCUUGACGAAACUGGAUACGGAGUAAACGAGGAGAAAUCACCUCGCGGUAUUCGCGGUUUUGAGCUCAACUCGGGCAACUUGGGUCCUUGGAUGGUUCAAGGCAAAGUCGGCGGCUACACCAAUUUCCCUGACACAUUACGUGGUGUACUAAACGAAGGUGGCCUCUAUGGCGAGAGGAUGGGCUGGCACCUCCCGGGCUUCAAUACUUCGUUUUGGGAGUCGCGCGACCUCUCUGAGGGGCUACCUGACAGUGCAGCUGGCGUCUUCUUCGUGACGACGUUCAACCUCAAUGUUCCGGAGGGGUACGACAUUCCGAUGGCGUUUACGUUUGAUAACUCGACCAUGGGACAGGCUUACCGCCUUCGACUCUUCGUGAAUGGGUGGAUGAUGGGACACAUGAUUGCAAAUCUUGGCCCUCAGUACAAAUUUCCGGUGCAUGAAGGCAUCCUCGACUACAAUGGGACAAAUACUGUCGCUAUAGCACUCUGGUCCAUGGAAGCCGAGCCUGUGUCUCCGAGCGUGGAACUGACCCUGGAGCACGUCUACGAGGGAGGCGUUGGUGGUAUAAACACCAACAACCCUGCUUGGUCUCCUGACGGUAAACUGCUGGAAGUAUAA
This is a messenger RNA of Coniophora puteana RWD-64-598 SS2, 1455 nucleotides long. RefSeq lists its product as uncharacterized. The record is from RefSeq and is a predicted model, not a curated record. Lineage: Eukaryota; Fungi; Basidiomycota; Agaricomycetes; Boletales; Coniophoraceae. Bases 1 to 1455 code for a protein of 484 amino acids. The transcript has 7 exons.